Hylaeus volcanicus is the source of this 680-nucleotide messenger RNA. RefSeq names its product cytochrome c oxidase assembly factor 8 (gene Coa8). Gene Ontology annotation, cellular component: mitochondrion. The transcript has 3 exons. Gene Ontology annotation, biological process: intrinsic apoptotic signaling pathway. The record is from RefSeq and is a predicted model, not a curated record. Lineage: Eukaryota; Metazoa; Arthropoda; Insecta; Hymenoptera; Colletidae. The coding region runs from base 62 to 526 and encodes 154 amino acids.
UAGAACGGAUACAAACAUAUGGUGGACGUAUGACCUCGUGAAAGAUGUGAACGCCUACGAAAUGGCUCGAGCAUGUAAUUACACGCAAAUAAAGCUUUACAACAAUGUAAUUCGGUUGUUCAGCACAACAGUACAUUCUAACCUACAAACUACGAUAAAACCUGAUAUAAUCGGACCACCUGAUCCGAUUUCAAACCUAAGACCGAUCAAAUUCUCGAUACCCUGGAACGAGACUAACCUUGAAAAGAAAUACAGAGAGGCCAGGGAAGAUACUCAGCUUUGGAAUCAAAAUUUUUGGGUGAAACACAAUACCAGUUUUAUAAAAGAACGUAAACAAUUCCAAGAGAACCUGAAGGCACAGGGAAAAACAUCGAUCACCGCGGAUGAUAUGUCUGUAUUUUAUAAACACUUUCUAGAUAAAAAUUGGAAAAACCAUUUCAAUUAUAACAUUGCAUGGUAUAAGAGAAAUAUCAAGCUACUAUUUCUUGAAAUUGGGGCAAGAGUAAUCAGAUUGAAAUUUAAGUAAUUGCUCCAGCAAUGUUCAUAGAGAGACUACAUAAUACUUUCGAAUAUAAUUAUCAAGAAGAAAAUGCUAUGAUGCAUUGCAUGUAUUUACAAUGUAAAUCUGUAUGUAUAGUAUGUUAUCUGUAAAGUGAACAUAGUAGAAUAUACAUAUUAUA